AUGCUGGCGUUGCAGUGCCUGCUCUGGGCUGCAGUGACUGCUCAGUUCGCCGUGACAGGUAAGCGUGAGAGGCAGAGAUGGGAGAGGCGUGAACCGUCCGACUAUAUUGAAGAAAUAGCAGUACCGAAACGGCUUCUGCACCAGGUUGACUCGGAGGAAGAACUCGCACACAGUCGCCUAGAAACAAAUGUGAAGAACAGUAACGAUGGAGCGCAGCCUGUCCAUGUGGCCCAGAUCUCUUUCCUGGUCAAUGCCUUUGGAAUGGCCUUUAUUCUGGACCUGGAGCUCAACCAUGACCUCUUGUCCUCAGACUAUGUGGAGAGACACUUUGAUGAGAAUGGGAAACCAACCCAGAGCCUGGGAGGUGAACACUGUUAUUACCAUGGCCACUUGAGGGGUGUCCCUAGGUCUCUGGCUGCUAUUUCUACCUGUCAUGGCCUACGGGGGAUGUUUUCUGAUGGGAAUUUUUCUUAUGGGAUUGAACCUGCUCCUGACAGCGACAAUCAGCAGAGCCAUGUGGUGUAUAGAAUGCCUAAGAUACAGAUGAUUCCUCCCUGUCCUGGUGUGUGUUGGACACAAUUGAAAUUGGGUCUCUGUCUCCCCCUACAGGUACGAAGAGGACAACGCACAGUUCAGACUGAAACCAAGUAUGUUGAACUACUGGUGGUGAAUGACUAUGACCUGUUUGUGCAGAUGCGCAGGUCAACUCCACAGACGAGGAACUUUGCCAAAGCAGUGGUGAACAUGGCUGAUGCGAUUUACAAAGAACAGCUGAACACCAGGAUCGUGUUAGUUGCCAUGGAAACGUGGUCAUCACAGAACAUGGUUUCCGUGGGUGAUGACCCCCUGUUGACCCUGCGGGACUUUAUGAAGUACAGGAAAGAAAACAUCAAAGAGAAGAGCGAUGCAGCACACCUCUUUUCGGGACGCACGUUCCAGAGUACUCGCAGUGGGACGGCCUACGUCGGAGGGAUCUGUUCGCUGACACGCGGAGGAGGUGUCAACGAGUACGGAAACGUCGGUCCAAUGGCAAUCACCCUGUGUCAGAGUUUGGGGCAGAACCUCGGUAUGAUGUGGAAUAAGGAUCGUGCUGCAGCAGGAGACUGUAGGUGUCCAGACCCAUGGCUGGGCUGCAUUAUGGAAGACACUGGGUAUUACCUACCCAGGAAGUUCUCGCGAUGUAGCAUAGAUGAGUACAUCCACUUCCUCCAGCAGGGAGGAGGCAGUUGUCUCUUUAAUAAACCCACCAAGCUACUAGACCCCCCAGAAUGUGGGAACGGCUUUGUUGAAGUUGGAGAGGAGUGUGACUGUGGAUCACAAGUGGAGUGCUCUCGGGCUGGGGGAGCCUGCUGUAAGAAGUGCACGCUGACCCAUGAUGCAAUGUGCAGCAAUGGACUGUGCUGUAACCGAUGCAGGUAUGAGCAGAGAGGGGUGACAUGUCGAGAUGCAGUCAAUGACUGUGACAUUCCUGAAAUGUGCACCGGAGAUUCCAGCCAGUGUCCUCAUAAUGUUCAUAAACUGGAUGGUUACAUGUGUGAUACAGGACAGGGUCGUUGCUAUGGCGGUCGUUGUAAAACUAGAGAUGCACAGUGCUGGGUACUGUGGGGCCACAACGCUGCAGAUCGUAUUUGCUAUGAGAGAUUGAACACAGAGGGCACAGAGAAAGGGAACUGUGGGCGGGAUGCCAGUGGACAAGGCUGGGUUCAGUGCAAUAAACAGGAUGUACUGUGUGGAUUUUUGCUGUGCACUAAUAUUACAGCAAAACCGCGGUACGGUGAUUUAAAGGGAGAAGUUACCAGUCUCACCCUCUACCACCAAAAUAAGUACACUGACUGCAGGGGUGGUCAUGCGGUGUUGGAGGAUGGCUCAGAUCUAGGUUAUGUGGAGGACGGUACACCGUGUGGUCCAAACAUGAUGUGCCUGGACCAUCGUUGUCUCCCUCUCACAACAUUCAACCUCUCCUCCUGCCCUGGCUCUUCCUCCUCCCGGGUCUGCUCUGACCAUGGGACCUGUAGUAACGAGGUGAAGUGUAUCUGUGAUGCGGAUUACACUGGGAAGGACUGCAGUGUGUACGACCCCAUCCCUGAUCCGGAACACCAAGAGGGACCUGAGAGAUAUAAAGGUCCCAGCGGCACGAAUAUAAUCAUAGGCUCCAUAGCAGGCGCCAUUCUGCUGGCAGCUAUCGUCCUGGGUGGAACUGGCUGGGGCUUUAAAAACAUCCGGAAAGGAAGGUAUGACCCUGCACAGCAGGCCAUGAUGUGA
This is a messenger RNA of Chanos chanos (milkfish), 2262 nucleotides long. It is a transcript of the gene adam11, whose product is annotated as ADAM metallopeptidase domain 11. Bases 1 to 2262 code for a protein of 753 amino acids. The record is from RefSeq and is a predicted model, not a curated record. The transcript is spliced from 25 exons. Gene Ontology annotation, biological process: proteolysis. NCBI's taxonomy places the organism in Eukaryota, Metazoa, Chordata, Actinopteri, Gonorynchiformes, Chanidae. Gene Ontology annotation, molecular function: metalloendopeptidase activity.